Lineus longissimus is the source of this 7278-nucleotide messenger RNA. RefSeq names its product glutamate receptor-like. The transcript has 18 exons. Gene Ontology annotation, cellular component: postsynaptic density membrane; plasma membrane. Gene Ontology annotation, molecular function: transmitter-gated monoatomic ion channel activity involved in regulation of postsynaptic membrane potential; glutamate receptor activity. Bases 3336 to 6053 code for a protein of 905 amino acids. Gene Ontology annotation, biological process: synaptic transmission, glutamatergic; monoatomic ion transport; modulation of chemical synaptic transmission. The record is from RefSeq and is a predicted model, not a curated record. Lineage: Eukaryota; Metazoa; Nemertea; Pilidiophora; Heteronemertea; Lineidae.
ACACUUGGAAAUAUGCAAACAUCAGCGACGUGCAUCUGGAUGCAUUGAACAUAUUUGGAUGCGAACGAGAUGGGAGUUUCUACUUCUUUACGGCAAGGCGAAAGCCCGCUGUGAUGUAUUACAAGAGAGGUUCGCUUCAGCCUGCCUUGCAUAUGCUAUACGAUGGAUUUUCCACCUUACAGCUGUCGAAUAAUAAUUUUCGGUCCGGUUGCUACCGGUUUACUGCUACGCAGAUUACAAUUAAACUCUUAAUGAAAGGCCUCAAUUUUCGAGGAACACUUUUCGAAAUGUGUAAUUGUACCAGUUUCUGUUAUAAUGAGCCAGGAACUGGUAAAAUGCUUGUGGAAUCAUUUGUCUCCCGGUUCUCUGUAUUUAGCAGCAAUGCAGGUGAUAUGGUAGUGUGGCGAACGCCUCAUGUCGAUAUCGAUGUCUACAAGCUUGUAUGAAUGAGCGAGUAAACACUAUCCCUUGAUCCGAACAUUUCUUACCCAUCGUAUCCACCCAGCUCGGGAAUCAAUAUAAGAUUGUUGUAAGAUUUGUACUUAAGAUCUAAUUCAGUUUCGUGUGAACGAACGUGUACAUUUGUUUCGAGAUUCUAGUAAAAUUAUGAGUUGAGAUCAACAAAGAGUGUUCUGCAAUCCACGUUCUUUACUGGGUCCCUUGACCAAUGGAAUCAACUGAGAUGAAUCUCUGGAGCAGUUGUGGUCGCUGCCUAUGGUACGAAGUUCUAAUCAUGGCCUGGUUCACCGCCAGACGACGCUACCACUCUAUGAAUAUGUAAAAAUAUUGUCAUAAAGCGGCUGUGAACGUCUGUUGUUGGCAAGGGCAGACACAAAGUCAGAUGGAGCCUAACUUUAAAUCGCAUCUGGUGAAUAACAUGAUAAACAGCCUUCGUGGGGGGUCGAUAAGCCUAAACUGAUGAAGGUAACCUGAUAAAGUGUCAUCUGAGACCAACAGGACUGUAAUCAACACGUGUGUGCAUCUCCAAACUAGCCGAGGUGACAAUGAUAUCUGCUCAUGGGAAAAGAAAGCGGAGAGCCAAUGCCAGCAUGUUUGUAUCUAACCGAGUUACCUUUGUAGAACAAUACAUUAUGUCUUCAGUUUAUCAGCAUCGAAUCGAUCUGGUGCUGGAACAAGAUUUCAGUUCAAUAGCUAGUCCCCCCGUGUCGCUAGUUCACACAUCGAUUUAAACACACAUCCACAAGAAGAAGCGAUUUCAGCCGAAGUUCUUCAUAUUGAUAGCGGAGGAUUCAACAAGUUCUAAUUGAUCCACCAUGCUAUAAAGUUACUUUUAAAUUCGUUCUGAAACGCCUUCGAAAAUGACCGUCCCACCACUCAUCUAACGAAAUACUUUCUGAAAAACGAUAACUUGUAAUAAGACUUGCAAUAGACUCGCAAUGAGAAAAUUGCUACUCUUUUGGCAAAUCUCUCCCCAGUCUCCCUUAGUGAAAAAUUUGCCCGCACUGGUCCCUUCGGCCAAUCUCCUAUAAAAUACAGAAAGACGGGAGAGGGGCAGUUACGACUGCUUCGGAUCACCCCAAAGUGACUUGUCAAGCUUUUCAGCCACAUUGUAACGGCAGCGGUUCACACGACCUCGUAAUCAUUCAAUCUCGUCACUUCUGAUUAAAAUCAAGAAGUUGUCUUCCGUCGUAAUCUCCCAGUAAUUGAAACACUGAUCUUCUAAGACCGGCCGCCUUUGCUCCACGACCCAUCAUAUUCGCUUAAUUACACCGUAUCGAUCGGCGGUGCUGGGAGAGUCGGCGCUGUGCAGCGCAACUGACAGGUGGAACCAGGAUCGGGUGGCGAUGGUAUGUACGGGGACCGAGAAACUAUGAGCGAUGCUGUAUUUCGUGCUGUGGGGGUUAGAGAAAUUGGUGUUGUAGAGAGGGAAAAGGCGAGGUGGUGCUGGUUGGCCGGAUGAAUCAUAGCCCUGUGACGAAGACAGGCCCGGGAUCUAGGAAAGUGGCAUUGUCAGGAAUGGGACCAAAGCUGUCUCAAUGAAAAUACAUGUAUAAACAAUGCCUAUGUCAAAUGCUUGAGUUAGGCGAAAAUGCUUGUUCUUUGUAAUCUGCGACGUGAUUGGUUGUUUGACUUAGGCAUAUAGUCCAGAUUGUUUUGCUCACUAUUGGGAGCCAUUUCUGUAAAAAAUCUCAAUUUGUCCAAAAAGUUGGUUAGGCACUUAUGUCAAUAGUGUGACGACUCCUGUAAUAGUCGUCAGGGUUUCCAAAACCUCAAAUAAUCCCCAUGGAUUGUUUAUGAAAAUUACAAAUGUACCUUCUAUUCAAUUAUCUUCAAGUCGGUCUCAGGGAUAAGUUGGCCAUUACAUAUCAAAUUGUGCCCGCUUCCAUUUUCAAAUGGAUCAGAUUAUGACCACUCGCUGUCACCAAUCGAAGGUAAUUCAAUAACAUUUGUCGUUGGGAUUGACAGUUGGGUUUGAUCGAGUUAUGGUUGCACUCGCGGCAUGAUCAUUGGGCUGGGCCGUAAUGGGGUCUGGUUUCACCAAUCUUGUUAAGAUAUCCAAUGCCUAAAGGAGGAUGGGACUGAUGUGACUUUCGCGGCAAAGAUAGAGAAAAGUGCUAUACUUCGUUUACCCACCGACAACAACAGCAGGGUCCGGUAAGAGGAAUACCGUUUUCAGCAGCAGCAGCAAUAUCACUACCUCUCACAAAUCACGUAUCUUGUUUUUUCCAACUGAGUGAGACAACAUAUUCACUUGUAUAGUGUGAGAGUAUAUUCGUGCUGUCAUACCAACCAUGAAUACGACAACGAACGAAUAAACCCUGGUCCCAGGAGACCGAUACGACACGACUAUCGAUCCGUAGUGGAAUCAAAUGGUCAUUAAUCACUGGGACGAGGGUCCAGACCUAAUGCGCUAGCUUCAACCCAUCUUCGAAUUGUUAAAUCAGAUACACCCUAAGUAGAUAUUAGGAACGAGGUUGCCUGAUCCGAGUGACUGGGGGAUGCGGCAAGUAGUGAUUCUGCCUGCUUCAUGUUUUUGGUUUCCCUUGUAGCCAGAAAGUGUGCGGUGCCUCUGAACGCUUCUUUAAGCCAACAGCGCCAAGAGCGUGGUACCGCUAAACGUAUUUGCAUCUUUAUUGGAUUGCAGUCCCCGGGCCGUUAAGUCAUUCUCCAAGUCUUUACAUCAGUUACCGUUGCUAAGUGUAGACUUGCUCGUAACUGGAGACUUUAGGAUGGGGCGUAUCAAAUGAGGCAGAACCUUUGACCCGGAAAGCCCCGUGAAGUAUGCGUUGCGCAAACGGAAACCAAUCGUAUAUUCUGCUACCGGGACGCUGCUGUACUUUUUCUGUGGUGACAUCCGUCUAACUAAAAACACAAUGGAUAUCACACAUGCUAUGUUUUGGAUUACACUUUUGAUUGGUGGAACAGUGGUGUAUGGAUUCCCCACGGAAAUCCCAAUAGGAGCUAUUUUUGACGACAGUCUGGAAUCCAAGGAAAUCCUCACAGCCUUCAAGUAUGCCGUAGAAAAACAUAAAGAUACCGCUCCCUACAAGUUCCGACCUCUCAUCAAAUUGAUAAAAGCAUCAGAUAGUCUACAGCUCAGUAGAGCAAUCUGUGACAUCAUGGCAGAUGGUGUCUUCCUGGUGCUCGGCCCCAACAGAAUUAAAUCCCUCAACGUGGUCCAGUCCUAUAGCAUGAACUUUAAGAUGCCCUACAUCACGUCUGGGAUGGCCACUAACAUCAACCCUCACCGCCAGAGAUACAUCCUGCAUCUAAGGCCACAGUUCACCCAGGCCCUGGUGGAUCUGAUUGCCUUCUAUAGGUGGACUUCUAUUCAUUAUCUUUAUGAUACUAAAGAAGGUCUGAUGCGUAUUGAGGAACUUCUACGCCUCAUUCAUGAGCAUGAUGGAGGUGACAACCAUAUUGAUAUUGACGUGCGUCACGUGCCUGAACCGUUUGACGCUUACAGCCUCCUCCGCCAGAUGGACCACAUGGAAAGUUCCGAGGAAGAGAAACACAUAAUCUUGGACUUUGCCACCGAGAAUGCUACACAGUCCAUACUCAGGCAGAUUCGGCAGAUGGGGAUGAAUCGGGCCAGAUACCACUACCUCAUCGCUGGACUGAAUGUAAAAGCCUUCGACUUUGAAGGUUUUCUGUACAGUGGUGUAAACGUAACAGGCUUCCAGCUGCUUGACCUAGACGAUCUGAACCUGAAAAUAUUCCUCAGUGAUUGGAAGAAUCUUGACCAGAAAAUCUGGCCGGGGGCGGGCAAGGAAACUAUAAGCUACGAGGCUGCGCUCACCUACGAUGCCGUCCAUGUGAUUGGUGGAGCUUUGGAUGACAUGCGCAAUGAGAACCGGGAGGUGUUCCGUUAUACCUUUCGACAUAAACAGGUGUACAACAACGACAGCCGUGGCAUACAGUGCUCAAGCGAUCCGGUGGUGCCGUGGAAACAUGGUGAUGGGAUCACUAAUGCCAUGCAAAGGGUCCGCUAUAAUGGUCUGACAGGCAACGUCGCCUUUGAUUCAAAGGGACACCGGAAAGAAUACCAGCUUGAUAUAUGGUCCAUGCAGCAGCGAGUGGGGAUGGUCAAGGUUGGAAACUGGUCGAAACCUGAUGGUCUGGUGGUCACUGGAAUUGAACUGUUUGAGAACAUAACGGAUGUGUCCGAAAACAAAACUAAACGCGUUACGAGCAUUUUGGUGGAGCCUUUUCUGUACAAAAAGACCGACUCGGAAGAUGGCAUUCCCCUGGUUGGCAACGACCGUUUCGAGGGUUAUUGUAAGGACCUCGCGCAGCAUAUUUCUGAAAUGGGCAAGUUUUCCUACCAGAUUCAGAUUGUGAAGGAUCACAAGUAUGGCUUACUGGAGAACGGAUCCUGGACAGGGAUGAUAGGGGAGUUGACAAGACACGAGGCGGACUUGGUGAUAGCUCCAUUGACUAUAACAUCAAAGCGAGAGCGAGUGGUGGACUUCAGUAAACCCUUCAUGAACCUCGGCAUCAGUAUUAUGAUCAAGAAACCUGACAAACAAAAACCAGGUGUCUUCUCCUUCCUUGCUCCCCUGGCCCCGAGGGUAUGGUGCUGUGUCUUCCUCGCUGCUGUUGUUGUUAGUUUGAUUCUUUUCUUCGUUAGUCGUGUGAGCCCCAGCGAAUGGGUCGUGGAAAAGGCUCUCUUUUCUCAGUCUUUGUUCAAUGAGUUUGGAUUUGGGAACAGCUUGUGGUAUGCACUGGGAGCUUUUAUGCAGCAAGGAGGCGACAAUUCACCCAGGUCAAUGUCAGGCCGAGUGGUGGCCAGUGUGUGGUCUCUCUUCUGUCUCAUCCUCAUAUCAUCCUACACGGCCAAUCUAGCCGCCUUCCUCACCAUAGAACGUAUGCUCACACCUAUCAACUCCGUAGAAGAAUUAGCUGGUCAAAAUGAGAUUAAAUAUGGAACUAUCGAUUCUGGCUCCACAAGAUCAUUUUUCGAGUCUUCUAAAAUCAGUGUAUAUAAAGGCAUGGGACAACGGAUGAUGGAGGACCCGUCUGUCUUCGUCAAGUCGAAAAGAGAAGGAGUAGAACGAGUCAGGAGUUCAAAAGGAAAAUUUGCAUUUCUCACGGAGUCCACCAUGAAUGAAUUCACAAAUCAGAGGAAGCCCUGUAACACCAUGAAAGUGGGUGAUAAUUUAGAUUCGAAAGGAUAUGGAGUCGCAACGCCCUUAAACUCCGAUAUAAGAGCUGACGUAAAUCUAGCAGUAUUGAAACUUCGCGAGGAAGAGACGCUCACUACCUUACAGAAGAAGUGGUGGUAUGAUAAGAGUGAGUGUGUUCGUGAUAAAACGGACUCUAAACAGAGCUCGCUCAGCCUCAGUAACUUAGCUGGGGUGUUCUACAUCCUAAUAGGUGGCCUGGGAGUGGCGAUGGCCGUCUCGCUGCUGGAAUUCCUCUACAAAUCAAAGAAAGAAGCUCAGAAGAAGAAGGUAACCUUAUUGCAGAACCACGCUCAGCCAAGCUAUCCGAUCCAAAGCGGGCUUCAGGAUACGUGGAGGGGUGGACGAGCAUUGUCAACACAUGCAUCAUUCGCAUUCGCCCCCACCUCCAAUGGCAAUGGAACGUAACAACCACAGGGAGUGCGUAGAUAGAUAUAUUGGGAAGUACGAAGCAACCUACACAUAUACAGCGCCAGCGCCACUUGUGACGUAUGACCCAAACGAUACACACAUCCAGAGUCACACCGAGGUUUGACCCUCAUCCACACCUCUAUCGCCAAGUAGGGAACUUCAAGUCUAAAAAUAGAACAAUGAUUUGCUGCUACUACCUCAGUCUUUAAUUUUGUUUUGAAUUCACGAUUCGGAUCAGCUUCGGUAACUGUCCUUGGUCUUCGGAUAUAACGUCAUUGGGUCGGCUGAGGUGGGUCUGGAGGGAGCUUUAGAUUACACUUGGAAGCCUGGGAACCUGUUGACAAGAUGAUGGUGUGCGAGAAAACGUAGCUGUGAACAAUCCUAUUGGCAGAUAACGCAAUUGUAUUGAUCUGAAGUUGGCUGUUACAUGAUUGUAUGCCAUUUUUCCCGGCCUCAGUGAUGAUGACUUCUCGCGCAUCACCCGUAAACUCACUCGCGCCAACUUCAGGAAUAUUCUUGAGUUAUACGUCAGGUCGAAGCGUCGCUGUACUGAUUGUGAUUGUGAUUUCGGGCAAACUUUGUGUGAUUUAUUUUUAAAAUAUAGACAGCCUAAGUAAUAAGAGGCAAAAGGGCCUAACAAGGUAAAGCAUUAGUCAGUCCAAAUCCGAACGGAGGUACAAUGUAGCAAUGUUGUAUGAAGGGAAAUUAAUGCCUCGCGUCGUGUCUGCAGGACUGUGGUGCGUCAUCGAACUUACGGUUGGUGUUUUAUUAACUUGCAUUGUCUUUCUCUCAACAAGGUGCCGAUGAUCAUCUUUAUGUGUACAGACCUGAACAUGAGGCAACGAGUCUGCAACUGGCAAGAUCAGAGAUGAUCAUGCUGUGUUCUGCCAGCAUUUUCCACGCUUCAUAUCACUUACUAGGUCAUUGUUCUCAUAUAUGCCGCAUCGGCGCAAAAGUUGCUAUUUGGUUUUAUAGGUGGAGCAACCAUCUGUAUCUCUAACGACAACAAGCUACGUCAGGACUUGGAGACGGGGAUCGGUCCCUGUUUGUCGAAAGGCGACAGCACAUUACAAAGGCGUUGUGCUGAUACGUCACUCGAUAAAGUUUGUUGAAUUCCGAAAGUCAUCAAUCUUCUAUGAUAUUGAGACAAAAGAUGUGUUGUUGCAAUGGAAAUUUUGUAUGUUUUAUAUUGAAUAAAAGUAUAGAAUUAGGUUUUUAUCAA